GCACAGGGCUGCCAGCGUGCUGAAACGUGGCAACGCUAGCCCCAGCUGAUUGAAAUAUUGCUGUGAAUAAACAAAAGAGGGGACAUGAGCAUAAACUGGAUAAAGAUUACCGAACGGGCCCGGGAGGGCAUCAAAAUCAUCAAUGCCCUGCCCUACGACACCUUCAACACGGUUCUCUGGUACACCCAUCGCCAGAUGAGCCCCGGCACAGCGGCUGCAGCCGCAACGAGCACCGUGGGCACCAGUGUCACCACCACAGAGCGGACCGACAGCAGUGCCGAAGACACACCCACCAGCAGCAAUGAGCCGGAGUACACGCUGGAGGAACUGGAGCGGCUGGUGGGUGUACCGCGUGCCGACUUUUUGCUGCUCAUCAAAACAUUCUCCUACAUCCUGCGACGCAUCUCCACGUUCAUCAUUAAACCGAGUCUACUGCAGCGCGAGCUGCGCGACAAGCUGCAGCUGGAAGACGAGGCCAAGAUCGAUGCCAUUCUGCGGCUGUGGGUGCGCGAGACAACGCCGAUAAUGGAGAAUCUGGCUAGCCCGCGCUACGAGUCGAACGUGGUCGAGGAUGUGGCGUGGAAACUGCAAGUAGAGGUCUCCUCGCACUGCCAGCAACGCGACAGAACGCCAAUAGGCGUGCUGCAGUUACGAACAGCAGCGGGGGAGGACAUUAGCUCGGAGAUGACACAUCCGGAACUGUUGCAGCUGUACAAUCAGUUCGAGCAGAUUCAAGCCGAACUCGACGCCACGCUGGCCAUGUCGGAAACGGUUCCGGCUGCAUCAGCCAGUGGCGGCCAGUAGGAGAUCGAGAUUUAUUUUUUAUAUAUUUGACUAAGGCUAGGCUCCUUUUUAUCUUCCUAUUUAUUAAUAUUGCCUUAGACACUCCAUUAAUGCUGUUGGACCCCUGUAAAUCCUAGAUAGAAAUCUACAAUAAAUCAACCCACAAUGCCAAA
Molecule: messenger RNA, 956 nt
Organism: Drosophila guanche
Lineage: Eukaryota; Metazoa; Arthropoda; Insecta; Diptera; Drosophilidae
Gene: Vlet
Exons: 2
Coding region: 85-804 (239 amino acids)
Source: RefSeq, a predicted model, not a curated record